Messenger RNA from Ornithorhynchus anatinus (platypus), 1073 nucleotides. RefSeq names its product mitogen-activated protein kinase 1 interacting protein 1 like (gene MAPK1IP1L). The coding region runs from base 139 to 825 and encodes 228 amino acids. The transcript has 4 exons. The record is from RefSeq and is a predicted model, not a curated record. Lineage: Eukaryota; Metazoa; Chordata; Mammalia; Monotremata; Ornithorhynchidae.
AAGAGAGACCGUCCCCGCCCCCGCCCCCGCCCCCGCCGGGCUCACGGUCUCGAGAGGAGGGAGGACGGACGGCGCAACCAACGGGGGGUCGCCCCGGCCGGGCCGGAGAGGAGAAGACGCCACGUGGCUUAGCGGAAAAUGUCGGAUGAGUUUUCGCUGGCGGACACGCUCCCCGACCGGUCUCCGGCCAAAACCCCCAACGUGAGCGACAGCAAGCCCGGCCAGCCGCCGCCUCAGCCUCAGCCUCCGCCCCCGCCCCCGGGCUGGCCCGCCUCCGGGCCCUGGACCGCCCCGCCCGCCGCCCCCAACGCCAACGUGCCUUUUGGACCCACCCCCACGGGCAUCUACCCCUCGGUGCCUCCCGGCCACCCGACGCCCUUCCCCCCGGCCUCCGGACCCUCCUGCCCCCCGCCGCCGGGCGGCCCGUACCCGAGCCCCGCGGGGCCGUACCCCGCCCCCAACGUGCCCUACCCCGACGUCCCGCGGCCCUACGGGGACCCGGCCGGCCCCGGCCCGCUGGGCCCCUGGGGGUCCGGGCCCUCGGGGGCCUGGGGGCCGGGCAUGGGCGGCCAGUAUCCCGCGCCCGCCGUGCCCUACCCCUCCGCGGGCCCGUACCCCGCGCCGCCCCCGGCCCCCGGGGCCGCCCCCGGCGUGCCCUGGGGCGCCGUGCCCCCCGGGGCCUGGGGGCCCCCCGCCCCGUUCCCCGGGCCCCCCGGCCCCUUCCCCGCGCCCGCCAUGUACCCCGGCGCCGGCGGGCCCUUCCAAGUGCCUCCCAGACCCGCCGGCGCUCCCUCCGUGCCCGGGGGGCCACAGCCCUACCAUUGAGUUCACGGUGGACUCUGAGACGUGCCUCUUCGCUUCGAGAGUUGUUUUUUAUAUAUAUGUAUGUACAUAUAUAUAUAUAUCUAUCUAUCCGUCCUCCUCCCUCUGAUACUGUCCCGGCACCCCCGGGGGAAUCGCCCGAGAGAGCCCUCCCCUCGCCGAGAAGACCCUCGCCUCCGCUACCCGGACGUCCGGUCGCGGUCGCCAAGGAGCCGUAGAUUUAAGCAUAAACUUGAGUUUGUACAACCGGA